This is a messenger RNA of Dioscorea cayenensis subsp. rotundata (Guinea yam), 2296 nucleotides long. Its product is annotated as pentatricopeptide repeat-containing protein At1g08070, chloroplastic-like. The transcript has a single exon. Lineage: Eukaryota; Viridiplantae; Streptophyta; Magnoliopsida; Dioscoreales; Dioscoreaceae. Bases 18 to 2108 code for a protein of 696 amino acids. Gene Ontology annotation, molecular function: RNA binding; protein binding; zinc ion binding. The record is from RefSeq and is a predicted model, not a curated record. Gene Ontology annotation, biological process: RNA modification.
GUGGGCAAAAUUCAAACAUGGCGGUUAUCCUUCCCGCCCCCGCCAAACCCUUGGUCGUUCCGGAAAGAUCAAUCCUAAGCAAUCCAAGAAAGCUCCUUUUGGAGCAAUGCAAAACCCUCCGAGAGCUUCGCCAAAUCCACGGCCAUCUCAUCAAAUCAGGCCUCCUCUUCCACCUCCCCUUCCUCGCCGAGAACCUACUCGAAUCCUCCGCCCUCCUCCUCCCCAACAACCUCGCCUACGCCCUCAAAGUCUUCGCUCAGAUCCCCACCCCUCGUACUCAAUCCUACAACAUCCUCAUCCGUGCCUUCAUCCUCCACCAUGCCCCAGAGAAUGCCCUGCUCCUUUUUGGCCGGAUGAUCACCAGCUCUGUUUCACCGGACAAGUUCACCUUCUCUUGCGCUCUCAAGGCGUGCUCCCGACUCAAAUCCCUCGCCCAUGGCCGAGAAAUCCAUUCCCUUGUUCUGAAAUCCGGGUUUGAUUCUGUUGACUUUGUGAUCAAUAGUUUGAUCCAUAUGUACGCAACCUGCGGUGAGGUUGGGACUGCACGGGCACUGUUUGAUGAAAUGCCUGUUAAAGGAGUGGUCACUUGGAAUGCUAUGUUCGCUGGGUAUUUCAAAGCUGGGGAUUGGAUGGAUGUUGUUAGUUUGUUCCGAGAGAUGUUGGAGACCAGUGCUGAGUUUGAUCAGGUUACACUUAUCAGUGUUCUUACAGCUUGUGGGAGGUUGGGUGAGUUGAGCUUAGGAGAAUGGAUUAAUCACUAUAUAGAGGAAAAUGGGCUCAAAAGUAACCUGAAUUUAGUCACUUGCCUUGUGGAUAUGUAUGCCAAGUGUGAACGGAUUGAUAAAGCGCGCUCUUUGUUUGAUGAAAUGCCCUUUAAGGAUGUUGUUGCUUGGAGUGCGAUGAUCUCUGGUUAUACACAAUUGAAUCAGUGUAAAGAGGCACUUGAAUUGUUCCAUAGGAUGCAGAUGACAAAUGUUGAUCCAAAUGAAGUUACUAUGGUUAGUGUCCUCUCUGCUUGUGCUGUUUUGGGAGCUCUAGAGACUGGUAAGUGGGUGCAUUCCUAUAUAAGAAGAAAGCAGAUGCAGCUCACGGUCAAUCUUGGCACUGCUCUGAUGGAUUUCUAUGCCAAGUGUGGAUGUAUUGAGAAUUCAGUUGAAGUGUUUGAGAAGAUGCCAGUGAAGAAUUCUUGGUCAUGGACGGUGCUUAUUAAGGGCCUAGCUAGUAAUGGACGUGGUAGGGAGGCUCUCAAGUUCUUUUCGGCAAUGCAAGAAACUAAUGAACAACCUAGUGACGUGACUUUCGUGUGCGUUCUCUCUGCUUGCAGUCAUGCUGGACUGAUCAAGGAGGGGCAGCUGUUUUUUGAUAGUAUGAGUCAAGAAUAUGGGAUUCAACCAAGAAUUGAGCACUAUGGUUGUAUGGUUGAUAUUCUCGGCCGAUCUGGUCUCCUUAACGAGGCAUAUGAUUUUAUUAGGAGAAUGCCAAUAGAACCCAAUGCUGUUAUAUGGAGAACAUUGCUGUCUUCAUGUAAAAUUCACAAAAAUGUUGAAUUUGCAGAAGAAUCAUUGAAGGAACUUGUCAAACUGGACCCUGAGCAUAGUGGGGAUUACAUACUACUAUCAAGCAUAUACGCAUCUGUCGGUCGAUGGGAGGAUGCUGUUAUUGUGAGGAACCAAAUGAAGGAGAAAGGAAUCAAGAAAACACCAGGUUGUAGUCUGAUUGAGAUGGAUGGGAUGAUCCAUGAGUUCUUUGCAGAAGACAGUGCUCAUCCUCUCUCAAAGGAGAUAUACGAGAAGAUCGAGGAAAUGGUCUCAAAGAUCAAGUUAGCCGGCUAUGUGCCAAACGUAGCUGAGGCCAGACUAGACGCAGAAGAAGAUGAGAAAGAAGUCUCUGUUUCACACCAUAGUGAAAAAUUAGCAAUUGCAUUUGGGCUCAUCAAGUCUCAACCUGGUAGUGUCAUCAGAGUGUCGAAGAAUCUCAGGGUGUGCACUGAUUGCCACUUAGCAACUAAGCUAAUCUCUAAGGUGUACCAAAGGGACAUUGUUGUAAGAGAUAGGAAUAGAUUCCAUCAUUUUAGAGAUGGGGAUUGUUCUUGCAAUGACUAUUGGUAACUCAUAGAUUAGCACUUUACUGAGGUUGUUGAUCUAUAUUCAUCUUCUGCAGUGUUGUUGCUUACAUUUCAGAAAUUGAGACAAACCAUAUUGCAUUCUGUAAUGAAAUGUGCCUAAUGCCAAAUGGCUGAAGAGAUUAACAGCUUAAGUUCAUGAUGAAUAGAUAUUAUAUACUGUGAUUUGCCGAA